Sclerotinia trifoliorum is the source of this 1532-nucleotide messenger RNA. The record is from the annotation of a GenBank genome assembly. NCBI's taxonomy places the organism in Eukaryota, Fungi, Ascomycota, Leotiomycetes, Helotiales, Sclerotiniaceae.
CCCACCUCAGCUAUUCCAUAAACAAAACAUCAUACAACAUCAACCAUGGAGCAGAGGCAGCAUCCUGAAGGUGCAGCUGCACCAUUUCCUGCGAACCCAGAAGAAUUUGACUCUGACGAUCGCAUAUCAUUUUCAAAGCUCGACCAGAAAUACUUACUCGUGCAAGACGAUGGCACGGAAUUUGAAUUCGACGAUGCGAUCAAACGAUGGAUACCAGUAUUAGAUGAGGCAUUAUUGGAGGAGCAGCAGAAGGCUUAUAAGGUAUCCGGAGUAGAUGAGAGCGAGCCGGUCGAUGCCAUGAAGAGGAAGAGGAAGAAGGAGUAUGUCAAUGGCGAGGAUGUAAGUCAAUUUUAGGCUUUCAUGCAGUAAUAGAACCAUGAUUGUGCACCCAUUUAUUGGUCGCUUUCAGCAUCUCAUAUCUAUUUAUAUUUGUUUCGGUAUGCGAAACAUAUCUGGAGCUCACGCGCUUAUCUGCAUCUUCACUUCAAUAAUUAUCUUCAAUGCUAAUUUUAUCUAGGAGGGUGGUCGGAUGGUAAAAGCCCCAAAGAAAGCCAAAGCACCUCUACCUCCACGAGCGAAUACUGCAGUUUAUGUUACUGGUCUGCCAUCGGAUGUCACAGUUGAGGAAGUUCACGAAGUCUUUUCAAGAAAAUGCGGUGUUAUCGCAGAAGAAAUCGACAGCGGAAAACCCAGAAUUAAGCUUUAUACAGAUGAAAAGGGAGAAUUCAAGGGUGAUGCACUUAUCGUAUUUUUCAAACCACCAUCUGUGCAGAUGGCGAUAAUGCUACUGGAUGAUACGGAUUUUAGGAUAGAAAGUGGCGCAUCCAAGGAGAGAAUCAAAAUGAGGGUCCAGGCUGCAGAGGCAAGUUACAAGAAGGUUCAACAAACAGACGUGGAAGGAAAGGAGAAAGAGAAGCCAAAGACCAGCAUGAAGGAUAAGCAAAAAAUUAUCAAGAAAACGCAGAAAUUGGAUGCGCGACUGGCAGAUUGGAGUGAUGAUGAGCCAUCGGCUCUUGUGGAAACUAGCUCGAGAUGGGAUAAAGUCGUUAUAUUAAAACAUAUGUUCACUUUGAAGGAGCUAGAAGAGGACCCAGCUGCAAUGCUGGAUAUCAAGGAAGAUAUUCGAGAUGAAUGUGGCAAGCUCGGCGAGGUAACAAACGUGGUGCUAUACGAUUUGGAGGAAGAUGGAGUUGCUAGCGUAAGGUUCGCAAACGCAGAAUCGGCGAAAGCAUGUGUUAGGUUGAUGAAUGGACGGAAGUUUGAUGGCCAGGAGGUCGAAGCUUAUAUUACAGAUGGUAAGGAGCAGUUCAAAAAGUCGAAGAAGAAAGCAGAUGAUGAGGACCAUGGAGAGUUAGAAUCUGAUGGUUAAUUCGGGAGUGAGGAAUUAAGUUGUAGGAUCUUAUCAUUAUACCAUUGACAUUGAGGUGAAGCUCAUAAUGUUGGCUACAAGUACCUUUAUUGGUAAGACGGGGAAUUGGAUGCGGUGAUGCAGUGGUGUUAUGUUAGUAUUAAUGAUAUCCUACUCUACAAUA